AUGAAGCGUGCAAAUACUAUUAGCCUCUCAGUUGAGAUCGGCCUCCGUUUCAUCGGCAUGUGGCCGGAUUCGGCUUAUCCGGAUCUUUAUUGGUUUAGCUACAUGACAACAAUAGCUAUAGUGCAAUAUUACCAAUAUACGUAUAUAUUUGUACACUUUGACUUGAACGAUCUUUGGCUUCUCAUGGACUGUCUUAGUCUUACCCUAGCAUACAGCCUCGCCUUUCUCAAGCUUUUUGUUCUAUGGUGGAAUCGCCGGAUAUUUUAUUAUAUUGUAAAGGCGAUAGAUGAAGAUUGGAGUAAAUGUAUUAUUAAUGAUUCGUACAAAUCCACGAUGAUGAGCAUGGCAGAUCUGUCGCGCCGUUUUGCAAAUGUAUCGUUCAGUAUUUAUGCCUUCUCUGCUUUUUCUCUAUCAAUUGGCGAGCAUUUGCUUCAGUCGACCGACGACCAGUUCGACAAUAGUUCUCGAGAACUUCCUAUAAAAAUGGAAUUUCCUUUCGACGUUAGCAAAUCACCGAUUUUCGAAUGUUUUUUAAUUGGACAAUUUCUCUAUGAUUUGGUAAUAGCUUGUGUGGUUAAUUUGAUAAAUGCAUUACUUGUUGCAUUGAUACUUCAUGUGAGCGGUCAGAUCGACAAUAUGCAACAAGAUUUAUUUGAAAUUUCUAAUACAAAAUACGAUCGCAAUACGUUUUUACCCGUUAUCAAAAAUUUCAUUUGCAAUCAUCAAAGGAUUAUUAUUUUAUCAGAAAACAUCGAAAAUUUGUUUACCUACCUUGCACUGAUGCAAGUUUUGUGGAAUACAUUGGUUAUGUGUUGCACUGGUUUUGUAAUUAUAAUUAUCGUUCGUAGCGGCGAAGAUACAACAAAUUUGAUUAAAUCAGUGAGCUAUUACAUUACAAUAAUACUAGAGGUUUUUGUAUAUUGCUUUGCCGGAGAAUUUUUAAGUGCCAAAAGCAAAUCGAUUAGCAACGCAGUGUAUGAAGCACUUUGGUACAAUAUGCCGCCAAGCGAUAGUCGUAUUAUACUGUUUAUGAUAUUAAGAUGUCAGAAGCGAUUGACAAUCACUGCAGGAAGAUUUAUAGAUUUGACUUUAGAAGGAUUCACAAUUGAGUUCGGUCUCCGUUUCAUCGGCAUGUGGCCGGAUGCGGCUUAUCCGAAUUUUUAUUGGUUUAGCUACAUGACAACAGUAGCAUUAGUGCAAUAUUACCAGUAUAUGUAUAUAUUUGUACACUUUGACUUGAACAAUCUUUGGCUUCUCAUGGACUGUCUUAGUCUUACUCUAGGAUACAGCCUCGCCUUUCUCAAGCUUCUUGUCCUAUGGUGGAAUCGUCGGAUAUUUUAUUAUAUUUUGAAGGCGAUAGAUGAAGAUUGGAGUGAGUGUGUUAUUAAUGAUUCGUAUAAAUCCACGAUGGUGAGCAUGGCAUAUCUGUCGCGCCGUUUUGCUAAUGUAUCGUUCAGUAUUUAUGCUUUCUCUGCUUUCUUUUUGUCAAUUGGCGAGCAUUUGCUUCAGUCAAUGGGCAAUCAGUUCGGCAAUAGUUCUCGAGAACUUCCUAUAAAAAUGGAAUUUCCUUUCGAUGUCAGCAAAUCUCCGAUUUUCGAAUGUUUUCUAAUCGGGCAGUUUCUUUAUGAUUUGGUGAUAGCUUCUGUGGUUAAUUUGAUAAAUGCAUUACUUGUUGCAUUGAUACUUCAUGUGAGAGGUCAGAUCGAUAUUAUGCAACAAGAUUUAUUUGAAAUUUCUAAUAAAAAGUACGAUCGCAGUACAUUUCUACCUGUUAUCAAAAGUCUCAUCUGCAAGCAUCAAAAGAUUAUUACUUUGUCAGAAAGUAUCGAAAAUUUGUAUACCUACAUUGCACUGAUGCAAGUUCUAUGGAAUACGUUGGUUAUGUGUUGCACUGGUUUUGUGAUUAUAAUUGUCGUUAGUAGCGGCGAAGGUAUAACAAAUUUGAUCAAAUCAGUGAGCUAUUACUUUGCGAUAAUGCUAGAGGUUUUUGUAUAUUGCUUUGCAGGAGAAUUUUUAAGUGCCAAAAGCAAGUCGAUUAGCAACUCAGCAUACGAGGCACUUUGGUACAGUAUGCCGCCAAGCGACAGUCGUAUUAUUCUGUUUAUGAUAUUAAGAUGUCAAAAGCGAUUGACAAUCACUGCAGGAAGAUUUAUGGAUUUGACUUUAGAAGGAUUCACAAGUAUUGUAAAGGCUUCUGUCUCCUAUAUAUCGGUAUUGAAUGCUAUGUAUUAA
Messenger RNA from Trachymyrmex cornetzi, 2232 nucleotides. RefSeq lists its product as uncharacterized. The record is from RefSeq and is a predicted model, not a curated record. Gene Ontology annotation, biological process: detection of chemical stimulus involved in sensory perception of smell; sensory perception of smell. The transcript has 11 exons. Lineage: Eukaryota; Metazoa; Arthropoda; Insecta; Hymenoptera; Formicidae. Gene Ontology annotation, molecular function: olfactory receptor activity; odorant binding. The coding region runs from base 1 to 2232 and encodes 743 amino acids. Gene Ontology annotation, cellular component: plasma membrane.